AUGUCGAGCCCGAGGCUUCUGGUACUCUUUGGUAGCCAGACUGGCACGGCCGAAGAUGUGGCCGAGAGGCUGGGCCGUGAGGCCCGGCGCCGGCGGCUUGGCUGCCGGGUGCUGGCCCUAGACUCCUACCCGGUGGUGAAUCUGAUUAAAGAGCCUUUGGUGAUAUUUGUGUGCGCAACUACGGGCCAAGGAGACCCUCCUGACAACAUGAAGAACUUCUGGAGGUUCAUAUUCCGGAAGAACCUGCCACCAACCGCCCUCUGCCAAGUGGACUUUGCCGUCCUGGGCCUUGGGGACUCCUCAUACACCAAGUUCAAUUUUGUGGCCAAGAAGCUGCACCGUCGGCUGCUGCAGCUCGGAGGCUGCGCCCUCCUGCCCCCGUGCCUGGGCGAUGACCAGCACGAGCUGGGGCCUGACGCCGCCAUUGACCCCUGGCUGCACGACCUGUGGGGGAAGAUGCUGGAGCUGUACCCGGUGCCCCCUGGCCUCAGCGUGAUCCCACCUGGAGUCCUGCUGCCCUCCAAGUUCACCCUGCAGUUCCUGCAGGGGCUACCCAGGACUGAGGAGCAGCCUGAACCCAUGGCAGACCCUCAGGGAGCCCCCUCGGAGCUUCAGCCCUUCCUGGCACCCAUGGUUUCCAACCAGAGGGUCACGGGGGCCCUGCACUUCCAGGACGUCCGGCUGAUCGAGUUCGACAUCACUGGCUCUGGGAUCAGCUUUGCUGCCGGGGACGUGGUGCUGAUCCAGCCUGAGAACUCGGCCAGCCAUGUCCAGCGGUUCUGCCAGGUGUUGGGUCUGGACCCUGAUCAGUACUUCACACUGCAGCCCCGGGAGCCCGAUACUUCCCGCCCUGCACGCCUGCCUGUGCCCUGCUCGGUGAGGCACCUGGUGUCACAGUACUUGGACAUUGCCAGCGUCCCCCGCCGAUCCUUCUUCGAGCUGCUGGCUGGCCUCUCCCCGGCCGCACUGGAGCGGGAGAAGCUACUAGAGCUCAGCUCUGCCCGAGGCCAGGAGGAGCUGUCAGACUACUGCACCCGCCCCCGCAGGACCAUCCUGGAGGUGCUCUGUGACUUCCCACACACAGCGGGCGCCGUGUCCCCUGACUACCUGCUGGACCUCAUCCCCCCUAUCCGGCCACGAGCCUUCUCCAUCGCCUCCUCUCUGUUGGCCCUCCCCGGGCGGCUGCAGAUCCUGGUGGCUGUGGUGCAGUACCGGACGCGUCUCAAGGAGCCCCGCCGGGGCCUCUGUUCCAGCUGGCUGGCUUCUCUGGACCCCGGGCAAGGACCUGUCCGGGUACCCCUGUGGGUGCGGCCUGGGAGCCUGGCCUUCCCAGAGACACCAGGCACACCUGUGGUCAUGGUGGGGCCUGGCACAGGUGUGGCCCCCUUCCGAGCAGCCAUCCAGGAGCGGGUGGCCCAGGGCCAGACUGGAAACGUCUUGUUCUUUGGCUGCCGUCAUCGGGACCAGGACUUCUACUGGGAGGCUGAGUGGCGGGAGCUGGAGCGGAGGGGCUGCUUGACCCUGGUCACAGCCUUCUCCAGGGAGCAGGUGCUCAGCUCCCUGCCCCGCCCACAGGAACAGAAGGUGUAUGUCCAGCAUCAGCUGAAGGUGCUCGGGCCUCUGGUGUGGAGGCUGCUGGACUCCCACGGCGCCCACUUCUACCUGGCGGGCAAUGCCAAGGCCAUGCCAGCUGACGUCACCGAGGCCCUGACAUCCAUCUUCCGGGAACAGGGUGGUCUCUCCGGCCCUGACGCAACCAGCUACCUCACCAGGCUGCAGCGCACACAGCGCUUCCAGAUGGAGACCUGGGCAUAG
This is a messenger RNA of Orycteropus afer afer, 1815 nucleotides long. The record is from RefSeq and is a predicted model, not a curated record. NCBI's taxonomy places the organism in Eukaryota, Metazoa, Chordata, Mammalia, Tubulidentata, Orycteropodidae.